Molecule: messenger RNA, 1728 nt
Organism: Seminavis robusta
Lineage: Eukaryota; Bacillariophyta; Bacillariophyceae; Naviculales; Naviculaceae
Source: the annotation of a GenBank genome assembly
AUGUCUAACGUUCCUUCUAUAUUCUCAGCCCCUCCAGGACAGGGCGGCAACAACAGCAGCAAUAACAACAAUAAUGGCUAUACCCCGUCUGCCGCCGCCAGUGGCUAUACCGGUACCUCUGCUGGCGGCUACACACCAUCAGCGGCAGCAAGCGGCUAUACGCCCUCAACUGCGGCCAGCGGCUAUACGCCUUCUGCAGCAGCAGGUGGAUAUACCCCUUCUGCGGCAGCAGGUGGCUAUACGCCUUCUGCUUCAGCGGGUGGAUCGCACGGAGGCGGAUACACUCCGUCCUCGGCGGCAAACAGCUACACUCCCUCUGCUGCAGCCUCGGGCUACUCUUCUGGAGGAACCUACACCCCAUCCUCAGCGGCGAGUGGUGGAUACUCUGCGGCAACUGGAUCCACAAACUACGGUGGCACCAGCAACCAGAAUACUGGAGGAUACGUUCCUUCGGCCACCGCCAUGAGCUACAAUCCAUCAGCUGCUGCUGGCGGUCCGGUUCAAAGUGGCAACACCAGCAACACUGGGGGAUACGUUCCUUCUACUGCUGCCACGAGCUACACACCUUCUACUGCCGCCACCAGCUACACACCUUCCAGUGCCGCCACUGCCAGUAGUGUCCCUGUUUCUGCUCCAGCGCCUGCAUUUAAUCAGGCGAUCAAUGCUCCCACAAACCGCGCCCCGGCUUACCCCCCGUCAGCCCCGCCUGCCUACAAGGAUCCAAAUGUGGCCCCAUCCUACCAAACAUUGUCCUCCUCCCCCAUUCCUCAUGUGACAGCGACACCAGCCAAUCCAUUCACAUCUAGUUUCUCGCAUGGCGGUGGUCCCACCCAAGGUGUCAUGUCACAGGCCCACGAUCCCGUGAAUUGCCACAAAAUCGACUAUGAAAUCAAGGGACAGGAAAUGCAGCUGGUCGAGGUUCAUUUGGAUCCACAGGAAACCGCCAUUGCCGAGGCUGGUGCCAUGAUGUAUCUCGAAGACGAUAUUGACUUCAAAACAAAGUUUGGGGAUGGAUCGGAACCCAAGCAAGGAUUCUUCAAAAAACUCAUGGCCGGUGCCGGGCGGCUUUUGACGGGUGAGUCGUUAUUCAUUACUCACUUUACCAACACCGGGAGCACCCCGGCAAGAAAGGCUGCCUUUGCCGCACCCUAUCCGGGGACUAUACUCCCAAUUGACAUGAUGGAACUCCAGCAACGGUUUCCGUCCGGUAUGCCAGAUAAGCCCACUUCGAUCAUAUGUCAAAGAGACGCCUUUCUAUGUGCUGCCAAGGGAACCAAACUGGAAAUGUAUCUACACAAAAAGCUGGGAAGUGGCCUCUUCGGUGGGGAAGGUUUCAUUCUUCAGCAGCUGAAAGGCGAUGGAAUGGCAUUUUGCCAUGCCGGUGGGUGUGUCAUUCGGCGAGAGCUCAAGUACGGCGAAAAGCUCCGCGUGGAUACUGGAUGUCUUGUAGCAUAUUCCAAUCCGGGUAUCAAUAACGACAUUCAAAUGGCGCCCGGUCUCAAGACAAUGUUCUUUGGUGGAGAAGGGCUGUUCCUAUGCACACUGACAGCAGAUCAACCCCAGGGUGGAGUCGUGUGGUUGCAAUCUCUGCCCUUUUCGCGACUCUGUGAUAGAAUCCUUGCCAAUGCACCGUCUGCGGGAGGAAGCCGCACAGGAGAGGGCAAUCGCCUUACUGGUGGCCUUGGGGAUCUUAUUGAUGGCGACAACAAUGGAUUGUUCGGGUUCUAG